Molecule: messenger RNA, 1581 nt
Organism: Olea europaea var. sylvestris
Lineage: Eukaryota; Viridiplantae; Streptophyta; Magnoliopsida; Lamiales; Oleaceae
Exons: 9
Coding region: 1-1581 (526 amino acids)
Source: RefSeq, a predicted model, not a curated record
AUGAGUAAUGUUCCAUAUACUUUCAACAAAAAAAGGAAUGUAGAUAAUGUUGAUGAGGGAGUAUCGAAUAUUGUGGAAUUUGAUAUCACAAAACUUCCAGCUGAUCCUGGUCUAAGGAUACCCAUUUUAGAUUACAAUGCUAACAUCCGAGAUGAAGUUCGAAGAGCAUAUAUGUUAAAGGGUUCUUGUUAUAGUUUGUAUUGUUAUCUUUUCAGAACAAGUUCUCGAGAGCAGGUUGGAGGUGAGUCUUUUGUUGGUGAAGUUUUCUACAAACAGUCAGAACAAGCAAGAAGUGCAUAUGUUACACGUCUUAAUGCAUCCGUUGAUUGUGUUCGAGUUCUUUUGAGACAAGAGCACUCAUUUCGAGGUCAUGAUGAAUCUGAGGAUUCUCUCAAUCUAGUUAUUAAUGCCGUCACAUUGGGAAAUGCUCCUCACAAUUGCAAAUUGACAUCACUUGAUGUUCAAAAGAAUAUAGUAAAUGCUCGUGCUAUUAAAACGAUCAAUGUUAUUAUAAAAAAUGUCGGCGACUCACUAUUUUCUAUUCUAGUUGAUGAAUCUCGUGAUGUGUCAAUGAAAGAGCAAAUGUCUAUUGUUUUACAUUAUGUAGAAAAUAGUGGGCAUGUCAAUAAACGCUUCUUAGGGAUUGGACAUGUUACAAGCACCACGACUCUAUCACUUAAGGCUGCAAUUGAUAAAGUAUUUUCUAGAUAUAACUUGAGCACGUCUAGAUUGAGAAGACAAGGUUAUGAUGGAGCAAGUAAUAUGCAAGAUGUAUUUACAAUGAUUGCUGAAGAUGAAUCUUAUUCUUGUGAUAAAAAAUCUUAUGCAAGAAAUUUAUUGGAAUCGAUACAAAAAUUUGAUUUUCCAUUUAAUCUACAGUUGAUGAGAAGUGUCUUGGGGAUGUCAAAUGAACUGUCGAAGGCAUUGCAAAGGAAGAUCAAGAUAUUUGAAUGCAAUGCAAUUGGUGAGAUUGUGCAAACGAUGACUCCAAAUAAUGAGAGACGAAGGGUGGGACUUCUUUUUGGAAGAAAUAUGUUCUUUUUGUCAACAACAUUACAUUCAUAUUUACAACUUCAAGAAUUGAAUGAUCGUUUCUCGGAGGUAAAUAAAGAGUUACUCCUUUGUGUAGCUUGUUUAUGUCCACAAGAUUCAUUUUCUUCUUUUAACAAGAAAAACUUGAUUCGACUUGCUGAACUUUAUCCAUUAGUUUUCUCUACAGUAGAUGUCAUUGUACUUAACGAUCAAUUUGAAACUUAUAUUUUUGACAUGAGCUCUGACAAAGAGUUUGAAGUGUUAAUGACCUCGGUGAUCUUGCGGAGAAUUGCUACUACUACUGUGGAAAUAGUAUUUUCUGCAAUGAGCAUCGAAAAAGAUAAAUUGCGCAAUCGGAUGGGUGAUCAAUGGAUGAAUGAUAGCACAAUUCUUUAUGCUGGCAAUACAAAUCUUUGUCAGAAUAAAAGGAGUUACAAGGAGUCCCUACAAUCAUGGAGAGAUAAGGAAGAAGAUCCUCACAUUCAAAGUGAUAAAGCCACAUGUUCAUAUACUGGUAGUGUGUUGAGUGAUAAAAGAAACCAAGGAUGA